Messenger RNA from Conger conger (European conger), 4156 nucleotides. Its product is annotated as T-lymphocyte surface antigen Ly-9-like. Bases 301 to 1131 code for a protein of 276 amino acids. Lineage: Eukaryota; Metazoa; Chordata; Actinopteri; Anguilliformes; Congridae. The transcript is spliced from 7 exons. The record is from RefSeq and is a predicted model, not a curated record.
CCGUUGUUUUUAUACUUAACAGGUGUAGGCUACUGUAUGAAGAGUCAAAUGGAUGACACAAGUGAACUAAAGGUGACAGAUUAGCAACUAAUAACUUAGCUACCGAUAGAUUUGAUCAAAAUACAUUAAAUAAAAACUGCCUGUGAAGAGGUAUGUACACAUUAUCUGUGGCUGGCUGAGCCUUGAGGGAAGGAAGGUACCAGCGGGUAUAAAGGCGUGGCAUUAAAACGGUCGCUCGGCACGGAGAGAGGAGGGCGACCUGAGCCGCUGAUCAGCAUCAGACCGCAGCGGAGAGAAGCCAUGAAGAGCAUCUUCUCAGUGUUCCUGCUUCUCACCUCAGCAGUGAGAGUGUAUGGCCAGGUUAAGGAGCUGCAAGGCAUUGUGGGAAGGAGCAUGGUGUUCCCAGCUGCAGGGCAGGAUGGGCGUUUGUUCUACAACACUGACCCCAUCGCCGUGGUGACCAGUGGCGUGGUUACGGAUUACUCAAAGGGGAAGUACGUGGACAGACUGCACUGGGACAGCAGCACAGGAUUCUCUCUCUCCGGCCUCAAGAUGAAUGACAAAGGAUUGUAUAAAGUUGUGAGAAACAAUGGGACUCAGUCUGUAGAGGAGAAAUACCAGCUGACAAUGUACGUUCCUGUAUCAAAACCCAAUGUCAGUGUCAUUAGUGAUGAAUAUCCCUGCAAGUUAAUGUGCACUGUGGAGAGAGGGACAGACGCGACCCUGACCUGGUACAGAGAGGGAGAGCAUUCUCCCUAUGACGCCCACCCUCCUCGCAGUGCUCCAGAUCUGUAUCUGUCUGUGCCUGUGGAGAAGAGCGGUACCUACACCUGUGAAGCGAAGAACUCUGUCAGUACUAAUACAUCAGACCCACUGACUGUGGGAGACCACUGCACAGCCCCUGGACUUCCUGCUCCUACGACCAGCACCUCGGGGAUCAACACGGGGGAAAUCGUUGCUAGUGUUCUUGGUGUUGUUCUCUUCAUCGCUGUCUUCGCUUUCAUUGCAGUUGUCAUUUAUUUCCACCGCCGUAUCAGUAAGUAUGAAAAGCAGAAACAGGGAGAGACUGCACCAAACACUGACGGACUGUUAAAACAGGGAGAGAACCAGGGAGAACCCACCCACCUGUAACCAACAGAAUGAUCCCACCCACCUGUAACCAACAGAAUGAUCCCACCCACCUUUGGCCAACAAAAUGAUCCCACCCACCUGUAACCAACAGAAUGAUCUGUCAAUGAGACUGGAGUGAGACCCACCCCUGACUGACUGAGAGACAACCAAUCACAUUCAAGCCCGUCCAGAGACAACCAAUCACAGUCAGACCCGUCCAGAGACAACCAAUCACAGCCAGACACAUCCCUCAGGCUCACUGACAGACAACCAGUCACAGUCAGACCCGUCCUGAGGCAACCAAUCACAGCCAGACAUAUCCCUCUGACCCACUGAGAGACAACCAAUCACAUUCAGACCCUUCCAGAGACAACCAAUCACAUCAGACCCAUCCAGAGACAACCAAUCACAGCCAGACACAUCCAUCUGACUCACUGAGAGACAACCAAUCACAGUCAGACACAUCCAUCUGACUCACUGAGAGACAACCAAUCACAGCCAGACAUAUCCCUCUGACUCACUGAGAGACAACCAAUCACAGUCAGACCCUUCCAAAGACAACCAAUCACAACCAGACACAUCCCUCUGACUCACUGAGAGACAACCAAUCACAGUCAGACCCGUCCAAAGACAACCAAUCACAGCCAGACACAUCCAUCUGACUCACUGAGAGACAACCAAUCACAGUCAGACCCGUCAUUCUGGUUAAUCAAACCACAUUCAAACACCCUCAUAUCGAUGAAGAAAUUGUUCAAAUCUAAAAGGGCAAGGACAGAAAGUGAUUAAUUUCUGACAAAUUCCACCGCCAGCCAGUUAUACUUGGUAGGAAUGAAAGAAUGAGUAUAGUAUGAAUCCACAUAAUAAUAAGUAUGGAAUGAUAAGUUUGCUAAGAUAACUGCUGUGUAACAUUGUUCUGUUGUGAAAAUGCAUGCAAAUCUUUGUUAUGUCAUUAUUGUUUACCAAUUUGAAGGGGUCUAUAUUAGUUUUUGCUGUGAUAUACGCUCACUGAGCACUUUAUUAGGAACAUUUUUAUUACACCUACUUAUUCAUACAAUUAUCAGCCAAUCGUAUGGCAGCAGUGCAAUGCAUACAAUCAAGUAGAUACAGGUCAGGAGCUUCAGCUAAUGCUCAUAUCACCCAUCAGAAUGGGGAAAAGAUGAAAUCUAAGUGACUUUGACUGUGGAAUGAUUGUUGCUGGCAGACAGGGUGGUUUGAGUAUCUCAGAAACUGCUGAUCUCCUGGGAUUUUCAUGCACACUAGUCUCUAGAGUUUGGUGCAAUAAAAAAAAUUCUAAAUACAAUGAGCAGCAGUUCUGUGGACAGAAAUGCCUUGUUAAUGAGAGACGUCAGAGGAGAAUGGCCAGACUGGUCAAAGCUGACAGGAAGGUGACAGUAACACAAAUGACCACGCAAUACAACAGUGGUAUGCAGAAGAACAUCGCUGAACACACAGCGCAUCAUAACUCUAAGUGGAUAGGCUAUAGCAGAAGUCUAAAAAAUACGUAAUAAAUACCUAAUAAAGUGCUCACUGAGUGUAUACUACUGUAUGAGUUCACUCCACUCUUUUUUCAGUAAUAUAUCUGACCUGUGAGAGAGGAAGGCGAGCUGAAACUACUUUAUAAAAUCCCCCAGAGAACCCAGAACCCCAAACAUGUAGGGACCACUCACCCCUCAUAAUGUCAUGUAGUGGUACAUUUAUAUCUGUGUAUGCUGUACUGUAGUGCAGGUGUGUGUGCGUGUGUGUGUGUGUGUGUGUGCGUGCGUGUGUGUGUGUGUGCAUGCUGUACUGUAGUGCAGGUGUGUGUGUGUGUGUGUGUGUGAGAGAGAGAGUGUGUGUGUGUGUGUGUGCGUGUCUGUGUAUGUCUGUGUGUGCAUGUAUGUGCAUGUGUGUAUGUGUGUGUGCUUGAGUGUGUGUGUGUGUGCGUGUGCAUGUAUGUGCAUGUGUGUAUGUGUGUGUGUGCUUGAGUGUGUGUGUGUGUGCGCGCAUGUGUGUCCAUGUGUGUGUGUAUGUGUGUGUGUGUGUGCAUGUGAUCAGUUCAAGACCUUUCUCAAUGUGAAAUAUUGCUUGAUAUUUUAUGAAAUGGCCACAUUAAUAGCAGGCCAUUUUAGACCCGUGUGUUCAGUCCAGUAAGAGUAUGAAUUAGGGACCAGGUGCUGAAGAGAAAGAACAGAGUCACUGAGUACUGGAGCAGAGUGAGGAACAGAGUCACUUAGUACUGGAGCAGAGUGAGGAACAGAGUCACUGAGUACUGGAGCAGAGUGAGGCACAGAGUCACUGAGUACUGGAGCAGAGUGAGGCACAGAGUCACUGAGUACUGGAGCAGAGUGAGGAACAGAGUCACUGAGUACUGGAGCACAGUGAGGAACAGAGUCACUGAGUACUGGAGCAGAGUGAGGAACAGAGUCACUGAGUACUGGAGCACAGUGAGGAACAGAGUCACUGAGUACUGGAGCAGAGUGAGGAACAGAGUCACUCAGUACUGGAGCACACACACUGGAGUGAGGAAGGUGCAUCUGAGGUGUGACAGAGGGAUCUGUUCUCCAUUUGCACCUUUAAUUACACUGGAUAUCAACAUUCCUUAUUAUUUUUGUGAACUUUUUCUCAUGAAAGUGCUGUAAACAUUGCUAGUUUUAUUUUCAUUUUAUUAAGUGAACCUCAGUUAUUUCCUUUACCAUUUUCUUUCAUUCAUUCAGUGUCAUACAUUAAUGUGGGGGAGUGGGUUAAUGUUAUUUCAUAUCAGUACACACUGCCAUUAAACCAGGCCCCAGACCUGCAUGCACUUGCCAUAAGAGAGACUUUGAAUAACUGACAAUCUACCCUGAAAUAUCUGUGUGCUCUUGCUUUUCAUUGUGAUUUUAUGAAAUUCUGUUGACUCAAUGUGAUCUUUUUUUGCUGUAUCCAUGAGCUUUGCAGUCAUUGUGGUAUGUACAAAUACCCAGAAUGCCUUAUUUCUCUGAUAUUGUUUGUCUGAUCCUUUUGUCCUCCUGUGACUAUAAAAGGUUUUCUAUGAUUGAUGCUAAAACAAUAAAGCUUUGUGCUCAAAUAA